AUGCCCAUCUCGAAUUCAAAUGGUAACCUAUCUUCCGUCACACCCGGUGUCCUUUCUGGAAAUACUUCAUUAAUUGGCGGUGUGUUCCCGAAUCCUCAAUAUGCCUGCCCGCGCUGUCGAGCCGGCUAUUGUGAACUUCCUGUUGAAUGUUCUGUCUGCGGAUUGACUUUGGUGGCAGCCCCGCAUCUAGCCCGUGCAUAUCAUCAUCUAUUUCCGCUGCCGCCUUUCAUAGAGGAACCAGCCACAGCCCAAUUGACCGGUGCCGAUAAAACAACAGAUCAGUCUUCCAAAGCAAUUGAUGAGCACCGUGUAGGGAUGAGUGAAGUAGAAGAUACCUCUCCUGCUCAGCUCAAAUGCACCGGUUGUAAUUGUCUCUUGUCUCUUGGGAAACCAGUGAGUAUAAAGAGGAUAUGA
Messenger RNA from Protopolystoma xenopodis, 414 nucleotides. The record is from the annotation of a GenBank genome assembly. Lineage: Eukaryota; Metazoa; Platyhelminthes; Monogenea; Polystomatidea; Polystomatidae.